This is a messenger RNA of Pteronotus mesoamericanus, 1308 nucleotides long. Its product is annotated as zinc finger and SCAN domain-containing protein 4-like. NCBI's taxonomy places the organism in Eukaryota, Metazoa, Chordata, Mammalia, Chiroptera, Mormoopidae. Gene Ontology annotation, molecular function: RNA polymerase II cis-regulatory region sequence-specific DNA binding; DNA-binding transcription factor activity, RNA polymerase II-specific. The record is from RefSeq and is a predicted model, not a curated record. Bases 1 to 1308 code for a protein of 435 amino acids. Gene Ontology annotation, biological process: regulation of transcription by RNA polymerase II. The transcript has 3 exons.
AUGGCUUUGGAUCUCAGAAUCUGGUGUCAAGGUGAACCAUCCAGGAAUGAUCAUGAGUCAGAAAACCUAGAGCUCAAACCUAGCCAAGGACCUGCCAUCCAGCAGGGAGAAGGGAUCUCCAGGUUUCCGGGCACUGAGCUGAGCUUAUUUCAAAACAGCAAUAACUUGUGUGCAAGGCAGGAACUACAAAGGCUCUAUAAGUCAUUUCACACAUGGCUGCAGCCAGAACAACACAGCAAGGAUGAAAUUAUUUCUUGUUUGGUGCUGGAACAGUUUAUGAUCAAUAGGCACUGCAGUGGCAGGUCCGUGCUGAAGGAGAAAUGGGAAGCAAGUGGCAGAAACCUGGAGACAUUCAUGGAAGGCCUGAGUGAUGACUUCAUGGAGCCCCCUGGCCUGGUCCACGUCCACAUGCAGGGACAGGAAGCCCUCUUUUCUGAGAAUAUGCCCUUAAGAGAAGUUAUUGUUCACUUCAAGAAACAGUUGUCAGCAGGGACCCCAACAGUGGCAAAUGUGGGGACACCCUCCUGGACUCCUCAAGAUGCUUCUCUGCAAAGACGACAAGGAGAUGAAGAUACAGAAAAUGGUGGCAAUAUUUCUGUGAAAACUACUGAAGAAGAUGACAAUAUUACUUGUCAAAGCCAACAAACACCUUUCUUACUCAUUAUCCAGGGAGAGAACUGUCCUGGGCCUGAAGGUGGAGAUGCUCCUUUGGAGAAUCCACUCAGCUCCAGAAGAGCAAGUCUAGGCACCUCCAGGUCCCAGAAAGGGUCCCAGAAAGGACCCUCUUAUCAAGGUGUCCUCAAGGGAGUGGGACCAGCAUUUCCCUCCAGGCUGCAUCAAGUUGCCCCUGAGCCCAUACCUACCCACCAGAGCAAUGCUGGAAGCACCACCUGUGGGGGACACCAAGAAAGAUUCCACAGAGCCCAAAGAUCAUACCAGUGUAAGAAGUGUCCCAGGAUCUUUAGGUAUUCCUCUUGGUUAAAAGUCCAUCAGAGAAGACACAAUAAUGAGAGGACUUUUAUUUGUGCUGUGUGUGACAAAGGCUUUGUCCAGGCCUCAGACCUACACGUGCAUCAGAAGAUUCACGUGGGAGAGAAGGCUUUCAGGUGCAGCAUAUGUGCCAAGUCCUUCAGCCACAGAACCAACCUUCAGGCUCAUGAGAGAAUCCACACAGGAGAGAAGCCCUAUGUGUGUUCCGUGUGCCAGAGAUGCUUCCGCCAGUCAUCUACCUACCACCGCCACCUGAGGACACACCAGAGAACUGUCUUCAGAUGUGUUUCCUCCAUGCCCGAAGCUUCCUCCGGGUAA